Dipodomys ordii (Ord's kangaroo rat) is the source of this 14531-nucleotide messenger RNA. It is a transcript of the gene Plec, whose product is annotated as plectin. The record is from RefSeq and is a predicted model, not a curated record. The coding region runs from base 88 to 14130 and encodes 4680 amino acids. The transcript has 32 exons. NCBI's taxonomy places the organism in Eukaryota, Metazoa, Chordata, Mammalia, Rodentia, Heteromyidae. Gene Ontology annotation, cellular component: cell junction; membrane; keratin filament. Gene Ontology annotation, biological process: wound healing; intermediate filament bundle assembly. Gene Ontology annotation, molecular function: protein binding; keratin filament binding; structural molecule activity.
CCUGUGCCCGGGAGCCUCACGCGCUUCUCCACCGCGCCCUUCUCCUCACGCCCUCACCCCGCGCCGUGUGGUCCCGUCCCGGCAGCCAUGGUGGCCGGUAUGCUCAUGCCGCUGGGCCAGCUCCGGGCCAUCUAUGAAGUGCUCUUCCGUGAGGGUGUGGUGGUGGCCAAGAAGGACCGGAGGCCCCACAGCCUGCAUCCCCACGUGCCUGGCGCCACCAACCUGCAGGUCAUGCGUGCCAUGGCUUCCCUGCGGGCUCGGGGCCUGGUGCGGGAGACCUUUGCCUGGCGCCACUUCUACUGGUAUCUGACCAACGAGGGCAUCGCCCACCUGCGCCAGUACCUGCACCUGCCACCCGAGAUCGUGCCUGCUUCCCUGCAGCGUGUGCACCGCCCCGCCGCCGCCCCCGCGCGCCGCGCGCCUCACGUGCAGUCCGUGCAGGGCCCCCUGGGCUGCCCGGCCAAGCGGGGGUCCGUGCCGGGCAGGGACCCCACGCACGAGGAGCGGCGGGUCUACCGCAGGAAGGAGCCUGAGGAGGAGGCACCUGAAGCCCCUGUGGUGCCUGCCAGCGCCCGGGGGACCCUGGCCAGGCCCGUCCCGGAGCCCACCCCAGCCACAGAUGAGCGGGACCGUGUGCAGAAGAAAACGUUCACCAAGUGGGUCAACAAGCAUCUCAUCAAGGCACAGAGACAUGUCAGCGAUCUGUAUGAAGACCUCCGUGACGGCCACAACCUCAUCUCCCUGCUGGAGGUCCUCUCGGGGGACAGCCUGCCCCGGGAGAAGGGGAGAAUGCGCUUCCACAAGCUACAGAACGUCCAGAUUGCCCUGGACUACCUGCGUCACCGCCAGGUGAAGCUGGUGAACAUCAGGAAUGAUGACAUUGCAGACGGCAACCCCAAGCUGACCCUCGGCCUGAUCUGGACCAUCAUCCUGCAUUUCCAGAUCUCAGACAUCCAGGUGAGCGGGCAGUCGGAGGACAUGACGGCGAAGGAGAAGCUGCUCCUGUGGUCUCAGCGCAUGGUGGAGGGCUACCAGGGCCUGCGCUGCGACAACUUCACCACGAGCUGGCGGGACGGCCGCCUCUUCAACGCCAUCAUCCACCGCCACAAGCCCGUGCUCAUUGAUAUGAACAAGGUGUAUCGGCAGUCCAACCUGGAGAACCUGGACCAGGCCUUCUCCGUGGCUGAGCGGGACCUGGGGGUGACGCGGCUGCUGGACCCCGAGGAUGUGGAUGUGCCUCAGCCAGACGAGAAGUCCAUCAUCACCUACGUCUCGUCGCUGUACGACGCUAUGCCCCGGGUGCCCAGUGCCCAGGAUGGGGUGGGGGCCAAUGAGCUGCAGCUCCGCUGGCAGGAGUACCGCGAGCUCGUGCUGCUGCUGCUGCAGUGGAUCCGCCACCACACGGCCUCCUUCGAGGAGCGCAAGUUCCCGUCCAGCUUCGAGGAGAUCGAGAUCCUCUGGUGCCAGUUCUUGAAGUUUAAGGAGACGGAGCUUCCAGCCAAGGAGGCGGACAAAAACCGGUCCAAGGGCAUCUACCAGUCCCUGGAGGGGCCGGUGCAGGCCGGCCAGCUCAAGGUACCGCCCGGCUACCACCCGCUGGAUGUGGAGAAGGAGUGGGGCAAGCUCCACGUGGCCAUCCUGGAGCGGGAGAAGCAGCUCCGGAGCGAGUUUGAGAGGUUGGAGUGUCUUCAGCGCAUUGUGAGCAAACUGCAGAUGGAGGCCGGGCUGUGCGAGGAGCAGUUGAACCAGGCCGACGCCCUGCUGCAGUCGGACGUCAGGCUGCUGGCCUCAGGCAAGGCGCCACAGCGGGCUGGGGAGGUGGAGCGAGACUUGGACAAGGCUGACGGCAUGAUCCGGCUGCUGUUCAACGACGUGCAGACCCUCAAGGACGGCCGGCAUCCGCAGGGAGAACAGAUGUACCGCAGGGUGUACCGUCUCCACGAGCGCCUGGUGGCCAUCCGCACCGAGUACAACCUGCGGCUGAAGGCGGGUGUGGCCGCCCCCGUGACCCAGGUGACCCUGCAGAGCACGCAGCGGCGCCCGGAGCUGGACGAUUCUGCCCUGCGCUACCUGCAUGACCUGCUGGCCUGGGUGGAGGAGAACCAGUGCAGGGUGGACAGCGCCGAGUGGGGCGUGGACCUGCCCAGUGUGGAGGCCCAGUUGGGCAGCCACCGAGGCCUGCACCAGUCUACGGAGGAGUUCCGGGCCAAGAUCGAGCGAGCCCGGAGCGAUGAGGGCCAGCUCUCUCCCGCCACUCGGGGUGCCUACCGAGACUGCCUGGGCAGACUAGAUCUGCAGUACGCAAAGCUUCUGAACUCGUCCAAGGCCCGCCUCCGGUCCCUGGAGAGCCUGCAUGGCUUUGUGGCGGGUGCCACCAAGGAGCUGAUGUGGCUCAGUGAGAAGGAGGAGGAGGAGGUGGGCUUCGACUGGAGUGACCGCAACUCCAACAUGGCUGCCAAGAAGGAGAGCUACUCGGCCCUGAUGCGGGAGCUGGAGCUGAAGGAAAAGAAGAUCAAGGAGAUUCAGAGCACCGGGGACCGGCUGCUGCGGGACGACCACCCGGCCAGGCCCACGGUGGAGUCCUUCCAGGCGGCCCUGCAGACGCAGUGGAGCUGGAUGCUGCAACUCUGCUGCUGUGUCGAGGCGCACCUGAAGGAGAACACGGCCUACUUCCAGUUCUUCUCAGAUGUGCGGGAGGCGGAAGAGCAGCUGCGGAAGCUUCAGGAGACCUUGCGCAGGAAGUACAGCUGCGGCCGCUCCGUCACCGCCACGCGGCUGGAGGACCUGCUGCAGGACGCGCAGGAGGAGAGGGAGCAGCUGAAUGAGUACAAGGGGCACCUGUCUGGCCUGGCCAAGCGGGCCAGGGCCGUGGUGCAGCUGAAGCCCCGCAGCCCCGCCCACCCUGUGCGGGGCCCUGUGCUCCUGCAGGCCGUGUGUGACUACAAGCAGGUGGAGGUGACCGUGCACAAGGGUGACCAGUACCAGCUGGUCGGCCCUGCACAACCAGCCCACUGGAAGGUGGUGGGCAGCUCUGGUGGCGAGGCUGCUGCCGUGCCCUCGGUGUGCUUCCUCGUGCCCCCGCCCAACCAGGAAGCCCAGGAGGCUGUCUCCAGGCUGGAGGCCCAGCACCAGGCCCUGGUCUCGCUGUGGCACCAGCUACACGUGGACAUGAAGAGCCUCCUGGCCUGGCAGAGCCUCAGCCGUGACGUGCAGCUCAUCCGCUCCUGGUCGCUGGUCACGUUCCGAACGCUGAAGCCUGAGGAGCAGCGGCAGGCCCUGCGCAGCCUGGAGCUGCACUACCAGGCCUUCCUGAGGGACAGCCAGGAUGCUGGGGGCUUCGGGCCGGAGGACCGGCUGGCGGCAGAGCGGGACUACAGCUCCUGCAGCCACCAUUACCAGCAGCUCCUGCAGAGCCUGGAGCAGGGAGAGCAGGAGGAGAGCCGCUGUCAGCGCUGCAUCUCGGAGCUCAAGGACAUCCGGCUGCAGCUGGAGGCCUGUGAGACGCGUCUGGUACACCGCCUGCGGCUGCCACUGGACAAGGAACCCGCUCGGGAGUGUGCCCAGCGCAUCGCCGAGCAGCAGAAAACGCAGGCUGAGGUGGAGGGGCUGGGCCAGGGCGUCUCCCGGCUCUCGGCUGAAGCCGGUGAGGUCCUGGCCCUGCCCGAGCCCUCACCCGCUGCCCCCGUUCUACGCUCUGAGCUGGAGCUGACCCUGGGCAAGCUGGAGCAGGUCCGCAGCCUGUCAGCCAUCUACCUGGAGAAGCUGAAGACCAUCAGCCUGGUGAUCCGCAGCACGGAGGGCGCGGAGGAGGUGCUCAGACGACACGAGGAGCAGCUCAAGGAGGCCCAGGCCGUGCCCGCCACCCUUCCGGAGCUGGACGCCACCAAGGCCUCCCUGAAGAAGCUGCGUGCACAGGCCGAGGCUCAGCAGCCCGUGUUUGACGCGCUGAGGGAGGAGCUGCGGGGCGCGCAGGCGGUGGGGGAGCGGCUGCAGCAGCGGCACGGCGAGCGGGACGUGGAGGUGGAGCGCUGGCGGGAGCGGGUUGCCCAGCUGCUGGAGCGCUGGCAGGCCGUGCUGGCCCAGAACGACCUGCGGCAACGCGAGCUGGAGCAGCUGGGCCGCCAGCUGCGCUACUACCGCGAGAGCGCCGAGCCCCUGAGUGCCUGGCUGCGGGACGCCAAGCAGCGGCAGGAGCAGAUCCAGGCUGUGCCCAUGGCCCACAGCCAGGCCGCGCGGGAGCAGCUGCGGCAGGAGAAGGCCCUGCUGGAGGAGAUUGAGCGCUACGGAGAGAAGGUCGAGGAGUGCCAGAGGUUCGCCAAGCAGUACAUCAACGCCAUCAAGGACUAUGAGCUCCAGCUGGUCACAUACAAGGCGCAGCUUGAGCCGGUGGCCUCUCCAGCCAAGAAGCCCAAGGUCCAGUCGGGGUCGGAGAACAUCAUCCAAGAGUACGUGGACCUGCGCACACGCUACAGCGAGCUGACCACCCUGACGAGCCAGUAUAUCAAGUUCAUCAGCGAGACCCUGCGCCGCAUGGAGGAGGAGGAGAGGCUGGCUGAGCAACAGCGGGCAGAGGAGCGGGAGCGGCUGGCCGAGGUGGAGGCCGCGUUGGAGAAGCAGCGGCAGUUGGCCGAGGCUCACGCCCAGGCCAAGGCCCAGGCGGAGCGGGAGGCACAGGAGCUGCAGCGGCGCAUGCAGGAGGAGGUAGCCCGCCGGGAGGAGGCGGCCGUGGAUGCCCAGCAGCAGAAGCGCAGCAUCCAGGAGGAGCUGCAGCACCUGCGGCAGAGCUCAGAGGCCGAGAUCCAAGCCAAGGCCCAACAGGUGGAAGCGGCCGAGCGGAGCCGGCUGCGCGUGGAGGAGGAGAUCCGCGUGGUGCGCCUGCAGCUGGAGAGCACCGAGCGCCAGCGUGGCGGGGCGGAGGGGGAGCUGCAGGCGCUGCGUGUGCGCGCGGAGGAGGCCGAGGCCCAGAAGCGGCAGGCCCAGGAGGAGGCCGAGCGCCUGCGGAGGCAGGUGCAGGAGGAGAGCCAGCGCAAGCGGCAGGCGGAGGCGGAGCUGGCCAUGCGCGUGAAGGCCGAGGCCGAGGCCGCCCGGGAGAAGCAGCGGGCCCUGCAGGCGCUGGAAGAGCUGAAGCUGCAGGCGGAGGAGGCGGAGCGGCAGCUGCGGCAGGCUGAGGCGGAGCGGGCCCGCCAGGUGCAGGUGGCCCAGGAGACGGCUCAGCGCAGCAUGGAGGUGGAGCUGCAGAGCAAGCGCGCCUCGUUUGCCGAGAAGACGGCGCAGCUGGAGCGCACGCUGCAGGAGGAGCACGUGGCGGUGGCACAGCUGCGAGAGGAGGCAGAGCGCCGGGCGCAGCAGCAGGCCGCGGCGGAGCGGGCCCGGGAGGAGGCAGAGCGGGAGCUGGAGCGCUGGCAGCUGAAGGCCAACGAGGCACUGCGGCUGCGGCUGCAGGCGGAGGAGGUGGCGCAGCAGAAGAGCUUGGCCCAAGCCGAGGCGGAGAAGCAGAAGGAGGAGGCGGAGCGUGAGGCCCGGCGGCGCGGCAAGGCGGAAGAGCAGGCCGUGCGGCAGCGGGAGCUGGCCGAGCAGGAGCUGGAGAAGCAGCGCCAGCUGGCAGAGGGCACCGCGCAGCAGCGCCUGGCGGCUGAGCAGGAGCUGAUCCGCCUGCGGGCCGAGACGGAGCAGGGCGAGCAGCAGCGGCAGCUGCUGGAGGAGGAGCUGGCCCGGCUGCAGCGCGAGGCUGCGGCCGCCACCCAGAAGCGCCAGGAGCUGGAGGCCGAGCUGGCCAAGGUCCGGGCGGAGAUGGAGGUGCUGCUGGCCAGCAAGGCGAGGGCAGAGGAGGAGUCUCGUUCCAGCAGUGAGAAGUCCAAGCAGAGGCUGGAGGCCGAGGCCGGCCGGUUCCGGGAGCUCGCGGAGGAGGCCGCCCGCCUGCGUGCGCUGGCCGAGGAGGCCAAGCGGCAGCGGCAGCUGGCCGAGGAGGAUGCGGCGCGGCAGCGGGCCGAGGCGGAGCGCGUGCUGGCCGAGAAGCUGGCUGCCAUCGGGGAGGCCACGCGGCUCAAGACAGAGGCCGAGAUCGCGCUCAAAGAGAAGGAGGCGGAGAACGAGCGUCUGAGGCGCCUGGCGGAGGACGAGGCCUUCCAGCGGCGGCGGCUGGAGGAGCAGGCUGCCCAGCACAAGGCGGACAUCGAGGAGCGCCUGGCCCAGCUGCGCAAGGCGUCAGAGAGCGAGCUGGAGCGGCAGAAGGGGCUGGUGGAAGACACGCUGCGGCAGCGGCGGCAGGUGGAGGAGGAGAUCCUGGCGCUGAAGGUGAGCUUCGAGAAGGCAGCUGCCGGCAAGGCGGAGCUGGAGCUGGAGCUGGGGCGCAUUCGCAGCAACGCUGAGGACACACUGCGCAGCAAGGAGCAGGCAGAGGUGGAGGCUGCGCGGCAGCGGCAGCUGGCAGCCGAGGAGGAGCAGCGGCGCCGGGAGGCGGAGGAGCGUGUGCAGAAAAGCCUGGCUGCCGAGGAAGAGGCCGGGCGCCAGCGCAAGGCCGCCCUGGAGGAAGUGGACCGGCUCAAGGCCAAGGUCGAAGAGGCGCGGCGCCUGCGGGAGCGCGCGGAGCAGGAGUCGGCCCGGCAGCUGCAGCUGGCCCAGGAAGCUGCCCAGAAGCGGCUGCAGGCCGAGGAGAAGGCACAUGCCUUUGUUGUGCAGCAGCGGGAGCAGGAGCUGCAGCAGACCCUGCAGCAGGAGCAGAGCAUGCUGGAGCGCCUACGUGGGGAGGCCGAGGCAGCCCGGCGCGCCGCCGAGGAGGCCGAGGAGGCCCGGGAGCAGGCGGAGCGGGAGGCCGCGCAGUCCCGGCGGCAGGUGGAGGAGGCCGAGCGGCUGAAGCAGGCGGCGGAGGAGGAGGCGCAGGCGCGGGCGCAGGCCCAGGCGGCCGCGGAGAAGCUGCGUAAGGAAGCGGAGCAGGAGGCGGCACGGCGGGCGCAGGCGGAGCAGGCGGCCCUGCGGCAGAAGCAGGCCGCGGAUGCGGAGAUGGAGAAACACAAGAAGUUUGCGGAGCAGACUCUGCGGCAGAAGGCGCAGGUGGAGCAGGAACUGACCGCCCUGAGGCUGCAGCUGGAGGAGACCGACCACCAGAAGGCCAUCCUGGACGAGGAGCUGCAGCGGCUGAAGGCUGAGGUCACGGAGGCGGCGCGCCAGCGCGGCCAGGUGGAAGAGGAGCUCUUCUCUGUGCGCGUGCAGAUGGAGGAGCUGGGCAAGCUGAAGGCCCGCAUUGAGGCCGAGAACCGCGCGCUCAUCCUGCGCGACAAAGACAACACACAGCGCUUCCUGGAGGAAGAGGCGGAGAAGAUGAAGCAGGUGGCCGAGGAGGCCGCACGGCUGAGUGUGGCGGCCCAGGAGGCUGCGCGGCUGCGGCAGCUGGCCGAGGAGGACCUGGCGCAGCAGCGGGCCCUGGCGGAGAAGAUGCUCAAGGAGAAGAUGCAGGCGGUGCAGGAGGCCACACGGCUGAAGGCAGAGGCAGAGCUGCUGCAGCAGCAGAAGGAGCUGGCGCAGGAGCAGGCGCGGAGGCUGCAGGAGGACAAGGAGCAGAUGGCACAGCAGCUGGAGCAGGAGACUCAGGGCUUCCAGCGGACGCUGGAGGCGGAGCGGCAGCGGCAGCUGGAGAUGAGCGCCGAGGCCGAGCGCCUGAAGCUGCGCGUGGCGGAAAUGAGCCGGGCCCAGGCCCGGGCCGAAGAGGAGGCCCAGCGCUUCCGGAAGCAGGCGGAGGAGAUCGGGGAGAAGCUGCACCGCACGGAGCUCGCCACGCAGGAGAAGGUGACGCUGGUGCAGACGCUGGAGAUCCAGCGGCAGCAGAGUGACCAGGAUGCCGAGCGCCUCCGGGAGGCCAUCGCGGAGCUGGAGCGUGAGAAGGACAAGCUCAAGCAGGAGGCUAGGUUGCUGCAGCUCAAGUCCGAGGAGAUGCAGAUGGUGCAGCAGGAGCAGAUGGUGCAGGAGACGCAGGCCCUGCAGCAGAGCUUCCUCUCGGAGAAGGACAGCCUGCUGCAGCGGGAGCACUUCAUCGAGCAGGAGAAGGCCAAACUGGAGCAGCUUUUCCAGGACGAGGUGGCCAAGGCCCAGAAGCUGCGUGAGGAGCAGCAGCGGCAGCAGCAGCAGAUGGAGCAGGAGAAGCAGCAGCUGGUGGCCAGCAUGGAGGAGGCCCGGCGGCGGCAGCGUGAGGCGGAGGAGGGCGUGCGGCGUAAGCAGGAGGAGCUGCAGCGCCUGGAGCAGCAGCGGGAGCAGCAGGAGAAGCUGCUGGCGGAGGAGAACCGAAGGCUGCGGGAGCGGCUGCAGCGCCUGGAGGAAGCGCACCAAGCUGCCCUGGCUCACUCAGAGGAGGUGGCCGCCGUGAAGGUCCUGCCUAACGGCCGGGAUGCGCCUGACGGCCCGGCCGCGGAGGCCCAGCCACAGCACAGCUUCGAGGGCCUGCGGCAGAGGGUGGCAGCCCAGCGGCUGCAGGAAGCGGGCGUGCUGAGUGCAGAGGAACUGCGGCGGCUGGCGGAGGGCCGCACCACGGUGGACGAGCUCUCGCGCCGGGCGGAUGUGCGCCAGUACCUGCAGGGCAGCAGCAGCGUCGCAGGGUUGCUGCUGAAGCCUGCCAACGAGAAGCUGAGCAUCUACACCGCCCUGCAGAGGCGGCUGCUGAGCCCGGGCACCGCCCUCAUCCUGCUCGAGGCCCAGGCUGCAUCAGGCUUCCUGCUGGACCCGGUGCGGAACCGGCGGCUGACGGUGAACGAGGCGGUGAAGGAGGGCGUCGUGGGCCCGGAGCUGCACCACAAGCUGCUGUCGGCCGAGCGCGCGGUCACCGGCUACACCGACCCCUACUCCGGGGAGCGGAUCUCCCUCUUCCAGGCCAUGCAGAAGGACCUCAUCGUCCGGGACCACGGCAUCCGCCUGCUGGAGGCCCAGAUCGCCACGGGCGGCAUCAUCGACCCGGUGCACAGCCACCGCCUGCCCGUGGACGUGGCCUACCAGCGCGGCUACUUUGACGAGGAGAUGAGCCGCAUCCUGGAGGACCCGAGCGACGACACCAAGGGCUUCUUCGACCCCAACACGCACGAGAACCUGACCUACAGGCAGCUGCUGGAGCGCUGCGAGGAGGACCCGGAGACCGGGCUGCGGCUGCUGCCGCUCACCGACAAGGCCGCCAAGGGCCGUGAGCUGGUUUACACGGAUGCGGAGGCCCGGGACGUGUUCGAGAAGGCCACUGUCUCCGCGCCAUUCGGCAAGUUCCAGGGCAAGCCGGUGACCAUCUGGGAGAUCAUCAACUCGGAGUACUUCACAGCCGAGCAGCGGCGGGAUCUGCUGCGGCAGUUCCGCACGGGCCGCAUCACGGUGGAGAAGAUCAUCAAGAUCGUCAUCACCGUGGUGGAGGAGCAGGAGCGCAAGGGCCAGCUCUGCUUUGAGGGCCUGCGCACCCUCGUGCCUGCCGCAGAGCUGCUGGACAGCAAGGUCAUCGACCGCGAGCUCUACCAGCAGUUGCAGCGAGGCGAGCGCUCGGUACGGGAGGCGGCCGAGGUGGACGCAGUGCGCCGGGCCCUGCGGGGCGCCAACGUGAUUGCAGGGCUGUGGCUGGAGGAGGCGGCGCAGAGGCUGAGCAUCUACGAGGCCUUGAAGAAAGACUUGCUUCCGCCAGAGGCGGCCGUGGCCUUGCUGGAGGCCCAGGCUGGCACAGGCCAUGUCAUCGACCCCGCCACGAGCGCCCGGCUGACGGUGGAUGAGGCCGUCCGCGCCGGCCUGGUGGGCCCGGAGCUGCACGAGAAGCUGCUGUCGGCCGAGAAGGCUGUGACAGGCUACCGGGACCCCUACUCGGCACAGAGCGUCUCCUUGUUCCAGGCCCUCAAGAAAGGCCUCAUUCCCCGGGAGCAGGGCCUGCGCCUGCUGGAGGCCCAGCUGUGCACAGGGGGCAUCAUAGACCCCAGCAAGAGCCACCGUGUGCCUCUGGAGGUCGCCUACGCCCGGGGUUACCUGGACGAGGAGACCAGCGGGGCCCUGUCGGCACCCGCGGACGAGGCCAAGCUCUACCUAGACCCCACCACGCGGGAGCCGGUUACCUAUGGCCAGCUCCAGCAGCGGUGCCGGCCCGACCAGCUGACUGGACUGAGCCUGCUGCCUGUGUCAGAGAAGGCGGCCCGGGCCCACCUGGAGGAGGUCUAUUCGGAGCUGCAGGCCCGAGAGAGCUUCGAGAAGGCCACAGUCGAGGUCCCCGUGGGCAGCCUGCAGGGCAGGACCGUGAGUGUGUGGGAGCUGAUCCGCUCCGAGUACUUCACCGAGGAGCAGCGCCAGGAGCUGCUGCGGCAGUUCCGCACAGGCAAGGUCACCGUGGAGAAGGUCAUCAAGAUCCUCAUCACCAUCGUAGAGGAGGUGGAGACCCGGCGGCAGGAAGGGCUCACGUUCAGCGGCCUCCGCGCCCCGGUGCCCGCCAGCCAGCUCCUGGCCGCCGGCGUCCUCAGCAGGGCCCAGUUUGAGCAGCUCAAGGACGGCAAGACUUCGGUCAGAGAUCUCUCAGAGGUGGGCUCUGUGCGCACGCUGCUGCAGGGCAGCGGCUGUCUGGCCGGCAUCUACCUGGAGGACUCUGGAGAGAAGGUGAGCGUCUACGAGGCCAUGCGCCGGGGCCUGCUCCGGCCCAGCACAGGCACGCUCCUGCUGGAGGCCCAGGCGGCCACGGGUUUUCUGGUGGACCCCGUGCGCAAUCAGCGCCUGUACGUCCACGAAGCUGUAAAGGCGGGCGUCGUGGGCCCCGAGCUGCACGAGAAGCUGCUGUCGGCAGAGAAGGCAGUCACCGGCUACAAGGACCCCUACUCGGGCUCCACCAUCUCGCUCUUCCAGGCCAUGAAGAAGGGCCUCGUUCUGAGGGACCAUGGCAUCCGCCUGCUGGAGGCCCAGAUUGCCACGGGCGGCAUCAUCGACCCGGUGCACAGCCACCGCCUGCCCGUGGACGUGGCCUACCAGCGCGGCUACUUCAAUGAGGAGAUGAGCCGCGUCCUGGAGGACCCAAGCGACGACACCAAGGGCUUCUUCGACCCCAACACGCACGAGAACCUGACCUACAGGCAGCUGCUGGAGCGCUGCGUGGAGGACCCGGAGACUGGGCUGCGGCUGCUGCCGCUGAAGGCUGCAGAGAAGGCAGAGGUGGUGGAGACCACGCAGGUGUACACAGAGGAGGAGACCCGCAAGGCCUUCCAGGAGACGCAGAUCGACAUCCCCGCCGGGGGCAGCCGGGGCGGCUCCACCAUGUCCCUGUGGGAGGUGAUGCAGUCAGACCUGAUCCCCGAGGAACAGCGGGAACGCCUGAUGGCUGACUUCCAGGCCGGCCGCGUGACGAAGGAGCGCAUGAUCAUCAUCAUCAUCGAGAUCAUCGAGAAGACCGAGAUCAUCCGGCAGCAGAGCCGCUCCUCCUAUGACUACGUGCGGCGCCGCCUCACCGCCGAGGACCUUCACGAGGCCCGCAUCAUCUCCCUCGAGGCCUACAACCUGCUCCGCGAGGGCGCCCGGAGCCUGCACGAGGUCCUGGAGGCAGAGUCUGCCUGGCGCUUCCUCUACGGCACGGGCUCGGUGGCUGGCGUGUACCUGCCCGGCUCGAGGCAGGCACUGACCAUCUACCAGGCGCUGAGGAAGGGGCUGCUGAGCGUGGAGGUGGCUCGCUUGCUUCUGGAGGCCCAGGCGGCCACGGGCUUCCUGCUGGAUCCGGUGAAGGGCGAGCGGCUGACGGUGGAUGAGGCCGUGCGGAAGGGGCUGGUGGGACCCGAGCUGCACGACCGCCUGCUGUCCGCGGAGCGGGCCGUCACCGGCUACCGCGACCCCUACACCGAGCAGACCAUCUCGCUCUUCCAGGCCAUGAAGAAGGAGCUGAUCCCCGCCGAGGAGGCCCUGCGGCUGCUGGACGCCCAGCUGGCCACCGGGGGCAUCGUGGACCCUCGCCUGGGUUUCCACCUCCCCCUGGAGGUGGCCUACCAGCGCGGCUACAUCAACAAGGACACGCACGAGCAGCUGUCGGAGCCCAGCGAGGUGCGUGGCUACGUGGACCCCUCCACGGACGAGCGCCUCAGCUACACGCAGCUGCUCCGGCGCUGCCACCGCCACGAGCAGAGCGGCCAGAUGCUCCUGCCGCUGUCGGCCUCGCGGAAGCUGACCUUCCGCGGCCUCCGCAAGCAGAUCACGGUGGAGGAGCUGGUGCGCUCCCAGGUCCUGGAUGAAGCCACGGCGCUGCAGCUGCAGGAGGGCCUGACCUCCGUCGAGGAGGUCACCAAGAACCUUCAGAAGUUCCUUGAGGGCACCAGCUGCAUCGCGGGCGUCUUCGUGGAUGCCACCAAAGAGCGGCUGUCCGUGUACCAGGCCAUGAAGAAGGGCAUCAUCCGCCCGGGCACGGCCUUCGAGCUCCUGGAGGCCCAGGCGGCCACAGGCUACGUCAUCGACCCCAUCAAAGGACUCAAGCUGACCGUGGAGGAGGCCGUGCGCAUGGGCAUCGUGGGCCCUGAGUUCAAGGACAAGCUGCUGUCCGCAGAGCGCGCCGUCACCGGCUACAAGGACCCUUACUCGGGGAAGCUCAUCUCCCUGUUCCAGGCCAUGAAGAAGGGCCUCAUCCUGAAAGACCACGGCAUCCGCCUGCUGGAGGCCCAGAUCGCCACGGGCGGCAUCAUCGACCCCGAGGAGAGCCACCGGCUGCCCGUGGAGGUGGCCUACAAGCGGGGCCUGUUCGACGAGGAGAUGAAUGAGAUCCUGACGGACCCCUCGGACGACACCAAGGGCUUCUUCGACCCCAACACGGAGGAGAACCUGACCUACCUGCAGCUCAUGGAGCGCUGCGUCACCGACCCGCAGACCGGCCUGUGCCUGCUGCCGCUGAAGGAGAGGAAGCGGGAGCGGAAGACGUCCUCCAAGUCGUCGGUGCGCAAGCGGCGCGUGGUGAUCGUGGACCCCGAGACGGGCAAGGAGAUGUCGGUGUACGAGGCCUACCGCAAGGGCCUCAUCGACAACCAGACGUACCUGGAGCUGUCGGAGCAAGAGUGCGAGUGGGAGGAGAUCACCAUCUCCUCCUCGGACGGCGUCGUCAAGUCUAUGAUCAUCGACCGCCGCUCCGGCCGCCAGUAUGACAUCGACGACGCCAUCACCAAGAACCUCAUCGACCGCUCGGCGCUUGACCAGUAUCGGGCCGGCACGCUCUCCAUCACCGAGUUUGCCGACAUGUUGUCCGGCAAUGCCGGCGGAUUCCGCUCCCGCUCCUCCUCCGUGGGUUCGUCCUCUUCCUACCCCAUCAGCCCCGCCGCCUCCAGGACCCAGCUGGCCUCCUGGUCAGACCCCACCGAGGAGACGGGCCCGGUGGCCGGCAUCCUCGACACGGAGACGCUGGAGAAAGUGUCCAUCACCGAGGCCAUGCACCGCAGCCUGGUGGACAACAUCACCGGGCAGCGGCUGCUGGAGGCCCAGGCCUGCACCGGGGGCAUCAUCGACCCCAGCACCGGGGAGCGCUUCCCCGUCACCGAGGCGCUCAACAAGGGUCUGGUGGACAGGGUCAUGGUGGACCGCAUCAACCUGGCCCAGAAGGCCUUCUGCGGCUUCGAGGACCCACGCACCAAGAACAAGAUGUCGGCCGCCCAGGCCCUGAAGAAGGGCUGGCUGUAUUACGAGGCGGGCCAGCGGUUCCUGGAGGUGCAGUACCUGACGGGGGGCCUGAUCGAGCCCGACACGCCGGGCCGAGUGUCUCUCGACGAGGCCCUGCAGCGCGGCACUGUGGAUGCCCGCACAGCUCAGAAGCUGCGUGACGUCGGCGCGUACUCCAAGUACCUCACCUGCCCCAAGACCAAGCUCAGGAUCUCCUACAAGGACGCGCUGGACCGCAGCAUGGUGGAAGAGGGGACCGGGCUGCGGCUGCUCGAGGCUGCUGCCCAGUCCAGCAAGGGCUACUACAGCCCCUACAGCGUCAGCGGCUCCGGCUCCGCGGCCGGCUCUCGGGCCGGCUCGCGCACCGGCUCGCGGGCCGGCUCCCGCCGAGGCAGCUUUGAUGCCACCGGCUCCGGCUUCUCCAUGACUUUCUCGUCUUCCUCCUACUCUUCCUCGGGCUAUGGCCGGCGCUAUGCCUCAGGGUCCUCCACUUCUCUGGGGGGCCCAGAGUCUGCAGUGGCCUGACCCCCUGCCUGCACCCCACUUCCCGCUCUGCAUGUGGCCAGGCUCCCUGCCGGGGCGCUGGGGUCUUCCUCUAACGUGUGCAGCUGUGUUCCUCCCAAGCGGUGCCUAAAGUGUAACCAAAAAGACCAGACUAACAUGUAGUACACACGCGCGCUGCCCAGGCAGCCGUGUGCUGGGAGACGGGUUGGCCCGGCCCACUGACCACCCCUGCCUCCUUGGGACUUCUCGUUCCUUCUACCUGCCACUCACCACAGCCAGGUGCCUUGCGGGGGUCCAGAGCCGGCUCCCAGCCUGCCCCUCCUGUCUCCCUGGAGAACGUUCUGUGUGUGCAAGCCUCUCGGCCCCAUACACCCAUCACACUGGACACCUCGCCGCCAUCCCUCGCUGUGAGGGUCAGGCCU